Molecule: messenger RNA, 2503 nt
Organism: Andrographis paniculata
Lineage: Eukaryota; Viridiplantae; Streptophyta; Magnoliopsida; Lamiales; Acanthaceae
Product: peroxidase 10-like
Exons: 4
Coding region: 1262-2281 (339 amino acids)
Biological process (GO): hydrogen peroxide catabolic process; response to oxidative stress
Molecular function (GO): peroxidase activity; heme binding
Source: RefSeq, a predicted model, not a curated record
GUUACUAAUGACAUUAGAGACGGAAUUAGGAAUUGAAUUACGUUAGCUAUGUGAACUUUAGGGACGGAAUUCUGUUACAAAUAUAUUAUUUUUUUGUAGUGAUAGGUCUUCGGAUUUAAAACCUAGGUUUCCCCAUCGACUGCUUGAAAUUCGAUUUGGUGAUUUUUGGAUAACAUUAUAAUUUAAAUUAUUUUGUUGGUAAUUACAUAAAUAUAAUGGGUAUAAUAGAAGUGGUAUGAGGUCUUCCUUGAGUUUUUUUAAGGGAUUAGUAGCAUUUGUAAAGUUUGAGUUUUUGAAGAGAAUUAGCGGCAUUUGUAUAAGAAAGAUUGUAUUAGCUUGUUCAUAGUGUAAAUCUUAUUUAUAUAUGUUUAAGGAGAGGUAGUUUUUUGUCUCCAUCUACUCCUAACACCACCCGAAGGAAUAAGGUAUGCCUCUAUGAGUGUGUAUUUCUCCAAAUGUGUCGUUACAGCAGCAACGACAACUCUGUUUCAGCAGAAUAAGGAAUAAGGUAUGCCCUUUGAAGACCUAAUUUGCUUGGGCAGAAGUUUUAGUAGCAGCGGUAACUCUAUUUUUAUUAUUGCUACAUUUUAUUUUGGAUUUGGUUAAUCUACUACGGAACUUUAUAAGACUCCUAUAAUUUAGAAGGAGGGAAAGAAUAUAUUUUAAUUUAAUUGAGCCUAUUUUUUAUUUUUACUCAGACCCCAAAAUAGCACGAGACGGUUCUGAAAUUUAUAUUUUUUAGUGGGAGAAAAUAAUGCAUUUACUUGUGAAGAAGUGUGCCGUGAUACUCUUGUGCUCCUGCAAGGCGAAUCUUGGGUCGAUAUUCUUUUGACUAACAUCGUCCAUGGUUCUUCCACAACAACCAUUUCCACUGUAAUGAUAUCAAUUGUCAAAAUGCUACUACUUGCAAUAUAAUUGGCUUUAAUUAUGUUUCUCUUUUUGGGUCUUACUCUUAACACCUUAUAUUAGAGUUUGAAAAUUGUCUGAAGACGACUCACGUGCAUCAAUUUAUAACAUACAAAAACUUGUUUAUAUUAUCCAUAUAAUGUAUGGAUGUGGUGGUUUGCUUCAUAGACAGCCAUUAGUCCAAAGUGAAUGUAUUAGUAGUGGGAAAAUAUAUAAAAUGUAUAAUGCCACUCUUCGACUCCACCAUUGUCAUCAUUGUCUGCAAACUGAAUUGAAUAACCCUUCAUCUCUAAUUGCUAUCUAUAUAUAUAUUGUGUUGUGGACUUUAGAGUGAGUAAUUUACAGAUUUACAAACAUGGGUCUGAUUACGUUGAUCCCUUUGGUUUUCCUUUGGUCAGUGACGUGGACGAUCAAUUCUUACCCGGAUGCUUCUUACUAUGGAAAAUCAGAUUCAGAUGGAAAACUUAGCUACAGUUUCUAUGACAAAUCUUGUCCUAACUUGAGGAUGAUAGUCCGUUGGGGCGUUUGGGCAGCGCUGAAAAAUGACACCAGAAUUGCGGCUUCUCUCCUCCGCCUUCACUUCCAUGACUGCUUCGUCGAUGGAUGUGAAGGUUCUAUCCUUCUUGAUGACACAAGAACCAUGAAAGGAGAAAAGAAUGCCCUCCCAAAUCGCAACUCGGUGCGAGGAUUCGAAGUCAUCGACACUAUUAAGGCAGAUUUAGAAAAAUACUGCCCCCUUACGGUAUCAUGUGUCGACGUGUUGGCUCUUGCAGCAAGAGAAGCUGUUGCAUUGUUGGGUGGUCCGUUUUGGCCGGUCCCUUUAGGGCGGCUUGAUGGUUUAAGUGCAAGUGAGAAAUCAGCAAACGAGCAAUUGCCUUCACCGUUCGAGCCUCUUUCAAACAUUACGGCCAAAUUUUUGGCCAAAGGUCUUGAUUUGAAGGACGUCGUGGUUCUCUCCGGGGGUCACACCAUAGGUUUUGCUCAAUGCUUCACGUUCAAGAACAGGCUCUUUAACUUCCGAGGGUCGGGCAAGCCGGACCCUUCCCUCGACUCAUCCACAUUAUCGAGCUUGCAGAGGUCAUGCCCGAAUGUGGAUAAAUCGAACAAUCAGCUGGCCCCUCUUGAUAACCAAAGCACCAACAAAUUCGACAACUCGUAUUACAAGAACCUGGUGAGCAACAUGGGAGUGCUAGAAUCCGACCAGGCUCUGGCUCUCCACCCGGACACUGCAGCAUUGGUUAAAGCCUACAGCGGAGAUGCGCUUCUGUUUACCAAUGAUUUUGCAUCGUCCAUGCUCAAGCUUGGGAAGGUUGGUGUCAUUACUGAAAACACAAGUGGACAGGUCAGGAAGAGAUGUGGGUCACUCAAUUAUUAAUUAGUUUCUGCAGCCUCUUCUCAGCUCCUUCUAAUUUCUAGCCCUUAUAUAUAUAUAUAUAUAUAUAUAUAUAUGUAAUAAUGGUCUUGUUAUUGUAAUAUAUGGUUAUUAAGAAAUGAUCACUUGGAGUAAACAAGGCCUAGCUACGAACUUCAAUGGACUUCCACCCUAUGUAAUUAAACUAAAAAAUAUAAAAGCAGAUUGACAAAAACUUUAAGGACC